GCUGCUUGUAUAGCAAUUGAUCAACUAUAGCAACCCGAUCAUAGGAGUUGCAACGGCCCCAGACUCAUAGGAUAUCUUCACCUAUCUGAUCUACACCAUCAUGAAUCGCACAGGCCCUGGACCCCAAUCGAUGCGAGCCAUACCGGGGAAUGUAUAUGGUGCUCCACAACCGAAUGGCAGCAGAGGCCCAUUGCUAGGAAGCGGCAGGUUGCAGAAUGGCAAGCUAAGUGGUGGGAACAACAACUCAGGAUGGGGCUUUGGGGGAAUGCCCAUGGGAGGUGCGCCUGGUCUUUCGUCGGGGCAAUCACGUACAAACUUUGCGCAAACAAUAGGAGGGAAUCAAUCACAAGCACCUCUAGAUCUAUCAGAAUUUCCAUCCUUAGGCGGCGCGCCUCAAUCUCAGCAACAACAAAGCUCAUCUCAAUUAUGGGGAGCCAACCCGAGUCUGCGCAUGUCGCAACACACGCCCGUUCAGCGACCGCAAGGCCAGAAUGCACAGUCGAGCGUACAGCAGGUGCAACAACACGACACCGCUCCACACGAUGAACACCAAUCGUCCUCACGAUUCCGGAGCUCAGGCGAGGACUUUCGCUUUGGCGCACAAGGGAGCAUCGGACAGUUGGCUGGUGGCUCGCAGCCUCAGACCGGCAACGUUGAAGAGUUUCCUCCUCUGGGCGGAGCUGGCGGUAAUGGUGACAUGUUGCAAGAGAGACGCUCUGUUAUAGGCCAGGGUUCGGAGUUCGGUGGAUCGAGCAGUCCAUUUCCCAAUCUCGGACAAUCAAGAAACGGCUUGUCGAGUCCCAGCGAUAGCCAACACGAACGAUCAAUAGCCUCUGCAGUUGGUGAUAGUAGAGGAGCAGGAACGAGACCACACACAGAUGACAGGAAUGGACUAUCACGGGCACUUCAAGGGGCUAGUGGAAUGCAACUCUUCGGAGCGCAAGGUGCGCCGUUAGGAUUACCGUUCAGAAAUACAGGCUACCGAGACCCUGCACAGCAGCCUAUAGGAGCGCGCUCGCAGCAAUAUCCUCUCGAUCAAAGUUUUGGACCCGACAAUCUUGACCAAGAAACUGUACCGGCGCGGCAUAAACGAUUGACAGAUAUGACGGAGAGCGAGCGAUUCGGGUUACCUGGUCUGCUAGCUAUGAUAUCGGAACACGGCCCUGAUCAUUCAGCCUUAGCAGCGGGGCAGGAUCUUACAGCACUCGGACUAGAGUUGAAUCGACCUGACAACUCCCCUCUAUAUCCAACUUUCGGUUCACCUUUUUCGGAUGUAACAAGGCCCGUCAUACCAGACUUCUCGCUCCCUCCGGCAUAUACGGUCAACAAUGUACCGCCACUCUCCCAAAAGAUGUCAAGCUUCUCUCCAGAAACGCUACUGGCUAUCUUCUAUCAAUUUCCCCGCGACAUCAUGCAAGAAUUCGCAGCAGGCGAACUGUACAAUCGCGAUUGGCGGUGGCACAAGGGACAGCGACAGUGGAUGAUGAAGGAUCCGGACUUGCCAGCACCACAGCGCAUCUCGGAUAAGCACGAGAAUGGUUGGUAUAUCUUCUUUGACGUCAUGAACUGGAGAAAAGAGAGGAGGCAGUUCGAGCUCAAUUAUGAUGAUCUAGAUCAGCGUCAUGCACAACAAAGUCCAGCCGCGCCUAUGUAGUGGGAAUUGUGGACAAAGUCGGGGACAGACCAGGGUCAACUUGGACCCUCUCUUCGAGGCAUUCGAAGGGUUAUGGCGGUUCCACAGACUAUAAAGGCAAUGCAAUGAUGAACCGUCCGGCGGCCUUUGGCUCCGGCGUAUCCUGCAGCAACUCGCUAUCUUGGAAGCUUUUAUUUAUGUGGUGACUGAUUAUUGACUGCAGUAUCCCGAUCGGUGGAUCAUGUCCCGUUCGGCCCCAUUCUCCCGAGUGACCCCGUCGCAG
Pseudovirgaria hyperparasitica is the source of this 1916-nucleotide messenger RNA. RefSeq lists its product as uncharacterized. Gene Ontology annotation, biological process: regulation of DNA-templated transcription; nuclear-transcribed mRNA poly(A) tail shortening. The transcript has 6 exons. NCBI's taxonomy places the organism in Eukaryota, Fungi, Ascomycota, Dothideomycetes, Acrospermales, Acrospermaceae. Bases 101 to 1654 code for a protein of 517 amino acids. Gene Ontology annotation, cellular component: P-body; CCR4-NOT core complex. The record is from RefSeq and is a predicted model, not a curated record.